Molecule: messenger RNA, 576 nt
Organism: Serpula lacrymans var. lacrymans S7.9
Lineage: Eukaryota; Fungi; Basidiomycota; Agaricomycetes; Boletales; Serpulaceae
Exons: 2
Coding region: 1-576 (191 amino acids)
Biological process (GO): proteolysis
Molecular function (GO): peptidase activity
Source: RefSeq, a predicted model, not a curated record
AUGGUUGUUGGUGAUAUCUCAAACACAUCCAGAACACCCCUUGUUGCCCUUCACGGAGGACCAGGCUUAUUGCAAAGCUCUAUUUUCCCUCUAAGUGAUCUCGCCUCAUUUCCCAGCCCUAUUCCUGUCAUCUUCUACGAUCAGAUUGGUAAUGCCCACUCUACGCACUUGGAUGAUAAACCAGAGUCAUUCUGGACCAUUGAUUUCUUCAUUGAUGAGCUAGUCAGUGUCUUGAAUCACUUUGGCAUUCAAGACUCUUUUGAUCUCUAUGGACACUCGUGGGGCGAUACUCCUGCAUCUCGGAAGCUUCAGCAUCAAGCACUCAUGCGGUGCAUGCAGUCUAUACCUGAAGAAGUCCAAUUGGUGCUUAAAAAACAGGGAGGUAAAAUUGACACAUCUAACAAAGAAUACAACAAAGCUGCUGCAUACUUCUGCAAGCAGUUUGGUACACGCUAUGCCGAUCCCAUGCUGGAGGCACUUGCAUACUCUCUGAGGCAUGAAGAUCAUCUGGUUGUACUUAAUGCAAUGUACAUUCUAGCAUCUACUGUUCUCUUGCCAUACUCAGACCAUCUGUAA